UAGGAAUGUCCCUCCGAGUUCCCGUGCGCUGUUACGUCAUCUCCUAACGUCAACAUGGCUGCCCUCAAGAGUUGGGUGACACCUGGAUCCUUCACUAAAUGUUUCUUGAGACUAAGCAGAAAACCGAGCCGGGGCGGUGCAGUUCCGUCAGCUACUUGGAGCCACCACCUCCAUCAGAGUUCCCGUCUGCACACGAGAGUGCUCGAGUGUCACGGCCCGACCGUCAGGACUCUGCUGGGAUGCAGACAGCGUGGGAGGAUGGUUUGUGUGAAGGCUGUGGUCGUCAGAUACAACAGUACUCAGAUUCCACAUGAAACUGUAUCCAUGGCAACACCAGCAGCAGAUACCCCACCUCCUCCAACCUUACCCGUCCCCAGCCCAGAGCUUGUGUUGACGGAACCCAGUCCAGUUUUGACAAACCCUGUGUCUGAUGCUGCAGCUCCCACCGCAGUCGACGUCCUGCAGGCUGUAGCCACAGAACCUACUUUCGCAGAGCUGGGAUUGGGAGCCAACACUCCAGUCGGGUUGAUCCAGAAUAUUUUAGAGUACAUCCAUAUAAAUCUGGGUUUGCCGUGGUGGGGGGCCAUUGUCUUAGGGACUGUCGUGGUUCGUCUGGUCGUGUUUCCCAUCAUGGUGAAAGGUCAGCGAGAAGCAGCCAAGCUGAACAACAUCAUGCCUGACAUGGUCCGUCUCAACAACAAAAUGUCAGAAGCCAAGCAGAGCGGCAACAAAUUUGAAUUUGCCAAAGCCUACUCAGAACUGGAGAUGUGUCAGAAAAAACAUGGAGUGAAUUCCCUCAAGACCUUCCUGGUUCCGUUUGUCCAGGCUCCGAUCUUCCUUUCCUUCUUCUUGGCCCUGAAGAAGAUGGCCCAGCUGCCUGUUCCAAGCCUGCAGACCGAAGGUGUGCUGUGGUUCCCUGACCUGACUCUGGGGGAUCCUCUGUACAUCCUGCCCUUAGCCGUCAGCGGAACCAUGUUUUUUGUCCUGCAUAUGGGAGCAGAGAGUGGAAUUGAUAAUCCUAAUCUGAGGAUAAUGAAGGCCGUCAACAAAGUCAUGCCUGUGAUUAUCUUCUUUGUCACCAUCAACUUCCCCACGGCCGUCUCCACCUACUGGCUCACCUCCAACUGCUUCUCCCUACUCCAAGUGUCUCUGCUCAAACAACCACUCAUCAGGAAAAAGCUCAACAUCCCAAGUCGGAUCGUUCACCCGCCCUCGUCAAUACCCCCCCAAAAAGGAUUCAUGGAAACCCUGUCGGAAUCCUGGAAGAAUGCUAAAGCAGCCCAGCAGAUGCAGGAGAGAGACAGGAGGAUAAAAAAUCAUCUGGAACUUUCUUCUAAAGGUCCAUUAAGGCAGACCUUUACCCACAAUCCUCUGCACAAGAGCGCUCCCUUGUCCAACGACACCAAGAGAGCUGCUGUAAAAGCCAAGCCCUGGAAGGACACGGUCGUAUGAAUUGAAAGUAACAGCGUUUCACUGUCUGUUGUAAAUACAUGUGAAUGAAAUCAAUGACUAAACAUUGAUGUCACGUUUGUGUUAUUGUUAUUAUUAUUAUAAUUACAAAUAAUGUAAUAAAAUGACCGCCUCCAAACUA
Cynoglossus semilaevis (tongue sole) is the source of this 1591-nucleotide messenger RNA. RefSeq names its product OXA1L mitochondrial inner membrane protein (gene oxa1l). The coding region runs from base 55 to 1452 and encodes 465 amino acids. The record is from RefSeq and is a predicted model, not a curated record. Gene Ontology annotation, biological process: protein insertion into mitochondrial inner membrane from matrix. NCBI's taxonomy places the organism in Eukaryota, Metazoa, Chordata, Actinopteri, Pleuronectiformes, Cynoglossidae. Gene Ontology annotation, cellular component: mitochondrial inner membrane. The transcript has 11 exons. Gene Ontology annotation, molecular function: membrane insertase activity.